GAAGUCGGUUCGCAUGAUUGUUGCUGGCUUUCACUCAUGGAGCGUGGCAUUGACAUCACUGCUCAAAUCCCGAGUCUUGCCCAAAGCUCCUCGGUCCGCUCAAAGCUACUUUCGUGAGCCCAUGCUCAGCAACUUCAAAUCCGGAACGCAACGGUAGUUCGUAAUCAUGCGCGCGGUCCUGGACCCGCCUCGGUCCGAGAGAACGCUUGCCGGAUUUGUUGUGUUCGGUGUGCGGGCAAAGUUGUAUACUUUCCUCAUAGAUAACAGUACUUAAUUGACUGACAGUCUGCACUGUUGAUCUUGAGACAGUGAACAAUACAUGACAGGAUGACGGCCACCAGAAACACGAAUGGGCACGGAGAGCUGAACCGGGAGGCUCACACAACCAACAAAGUAGUUUCCGAAAAAGAAGAACAAUUGGUGCUGAACACGAUACGAUGCCUUGCAGCAGACUUGUGUCAGCAGUACAAAGGCGGUCAUCCCGGUACUGUUAUGGGUGCCUCAGCCAUAGGGAUUGCCUUGUGGAGAUAUGAGAUGAGAUACAACCCUCUAAACCCCGACUGGUUCAAUCGAGACCGCUUCGUCCUUUCGGCUGGACAUGCUUGUCUUUUCCAAUAUAUUUUCCUCCAUCUUUCCGGCUACGAAGCUUGGACAUUGGACCAAAUCAAGAUGUAUCACUCCCCAGCGACUUCGGGAUCUAUGGCCGCAGGACACCCUGAGAUAGAAUACCCAGGUAUCGAGGUGACAACUGGACCCCUCGGACAGGGUAUCUCUAACGCGGUCGGGAUGGCAAUUGCAUCAAAGCAGCUUGCGGCGACAUACAACAGGGAAGGGCUGGAUAUAGUGGACAACAAAAUCUGGUGUUUCACCGGUGAUGGCUGUUUACAAGAAGGUGUUGGCCAGGAAGCCAUUUCGCUGGCAGGGCAUUUGGGAUUGGAUAAUUUGAUCCUGGUAUAUGACAACAAUGCUGUCACGGUAGACGGCCGAAUCGACAACUGUUUUACCGAGAACACUUCGAAAAAACUGCAAGCUCAAGGCUGGAAUGUCAUCGACGUCUAUGAUGGCUCGAACGAUCUUGCCGCGAUCCUAGAAGGGUUUGACAAAGCCAAGCAGUUCAAAGGGAAACCAAGUCUGGUUAAUAUACGUACAGUCAUUGGUUACUCCUCACGAAAAGCCAACACUGGACCGGCCCAUGGUCAAGCCUUGGGAGACGAUGAAGUGGCAUAUGUCAAAACUCAACUCGGAUUCGAUCCUGCUCAGAAAUUCGUUAUUCCCGACAAGGCAUACGAAUAUUUCGCUGAAUGCAAAAUCAAGGGUGCAAAGGCAAACGAAGAAUGGAACGAAAAAUUCGAAGCCUACUCAAAGGCGUAUCCAGACUUGUAUAAACAGCUGACUGAUCGAAUGAACGGCAGAUUUGCUCCAGAUGGUUGGGAAACUCUGUUACCGGCGAAAAAGGAUCUUCCGCAAGGGGACCAGCCUACCAGGAAGUCAAGUGGAAUCGCAGUUCAAACUUUGGUGCCCAAGAAUAAUACCUUCAUCGCUGGUUCAGCGGACCUCCUCGAAUCCACCUUUGUCAAUUUCGAUGGUCAAGUAGAGUUCCAGAACCCUUCUUCGGGUCUGGGAGACUACACUGGCAGACAAAUUCGCUUCGGCAUUAGGGAGUUUGCAAUGGUGGGUUUGGGCAACGGUAUGGCAGCAUAUCACAAGGGAAUGUUCAUCCCUAUCAUGUCUACGUUCUUCAUGUUUUGGAUCUACGCUGCCCCGGCCGCCCGAAUGGCCGCUUUACAACAUCUGCGAUUCAUCGGAGUUGCCACUCAUGAUUCCAUCGGUAUAGGGGAAGAUGGUCCCACCCAUCAGCCCAUCGCUCUGGCUGCUUUCUACAGAGCCUUACCGAACAUCAACCUUAUCCGACCUGCCGAUGCAGAGGAAUGUAUGGGAAUGUGGCUCUUGGCUCUAUCGGAUCAAUCAGCAAACACCCCCAGCAUCUUCGCCUUGUCUCGACAACCCGUGCCCCUUCUUUCCGGAACCGACCGUACAAAGGUCGCACAAGGGGCUUACAUUGUUUACGGUGAUGACAGAAGUCCGGAUAUGACGAUUAUUGCAACCGGUGCUGAAGUCGCCCGAGCAAUCGAGUCUGCCAAGCUGCUGAAGUCGGUUAAGAAGGUCCGAGUAGUCUCGAUGCCUUCCCAGAAACAUUUCGACAUUCAAACUGCAGAAUACAAAGAAUUGGUUCUAAAGAGCUCCACCGCCCUCGUGGUCGCAAUUGAAGCAUGGGCUUCUUACGGUUGGGCUAGAUACGCACAUGCUUCGUUGUCCAUGCAGACUUUCGGUCACUCGGCACCUCAACAGCAGCUGUAUGAGCAUUUCGGAUUCUCUCCGAAAGCCAUGGCAGAGAAGAUUGAUGAGUGGGCGGCCAGGUGGCAAACGAAAGGAGGCCGGCCAGGACUUGGUGAUUUCGAAGAGCUGUUGCUGCGCUAUACGCAACAUUGAGUCAGAGAUUCAAGGUUCCAUGGUGAUUGCUUGUUAAAUGGCAUUGACACGCAGUGCUUAGGUUGCGCAGAUGCUGGGAUUAUGUUAUAUGAGUACUGAGAUUGUGCUGCAUGAACACUCGGAAUGAUCUGGGAAACAUCGAACCUCUUUGCCAUUCUCAUAUAGAAUUGCACUUCACAUGUGGAACAAUGCACUCUCGACAAUUCGCUUAUUCUGUCAAACAAGGUCUCAACUCAGAGGGGUCCAGCAAACGAUUUUUGAUGACUCUUUUUCAUUUCAGCACUAAAAUCACUUCGAUUCAUCGAUCAUGCGUCGACAGGUCAAUUAUGAGAGGACUGGACGGCUCGAUCUGAGAGGACCUCGCAUGUAACUCGCAGGACAUUGAUACUCCGAGAGAAGAUCAUUCACAAAUCCAACCUCCCAUCUUAAACACAGUAGCUGAAAAACAAAUCGCCAGAUGAGAAGGAUUGGAACCAGGCAUAAGAACAGAAUCAUGAGGGGCCGGUGUAGGCCGCGACGUUGAGAUGCUGGAAGAUAGAAGGGUUGGCUGGUCAAUGGCAACGCAACAGUGCUACGUGAACUCGCUCGAUAUAAUAAAUGGCUAGAUCGAUGGAAUAGCCAAAAGAUUGAAUGGGCCCGUAUUCAUAUGACUGGAGUAAUAUGUAUGGCAAAGCGGAUAUACAGCACACAUGUUUGUAUACAGCGUCAACAGAUGCGAGAAGAGCGUACAGAUCGAAAGCACUUACGCGCAAGAUCCCAUGUAUGGCCCAACAACUUGUUGAUAAUUUGAACCCUAUUGAAUGGAGGCGUGCGUCGUUUCAUCCCCAGUCGUGCAUUGAUUGAAUGAGGGACGGUCCUUCCGAGAUCAUUCCCCUUUCCAUUUCCGGUUCUUCUCCACCAACCUGCUUCACCAGCUUCUGAUCCAGCACCGUCACUUUGAAAUCCUCCCGGCAUGGGGAAGACGAGAUGAUAUGGACAAGCGGGCGUGAAUAGAUGGGAAGCCAAGCUUCUGUACAACAUCAGCAGAUGAGACACAUAAUCCCAUACAUUUCCCAACCUCUUCCUUUCUUGCAGAUGUAGGUAUGCAAAAAGAAGUCGCAGUGAUCAGCAAAGAGGGGCUAGUAAAUGCAAGCUAGAUUGUCACAGCUUCACGCCGCAGCAGUCGUGAUGAAUGCGCACAACCCGAAAGCAGCGCUGUAUUUUGUACUCGUUUCUUCUCUUGCCUCGUAAAAUGUUCGCGGACAAUUAUUUGCUCCACUCGCAAACCACAUCAAUGCGCGUAUAAACCACCGUGAACCCUUCUCGGACUUUGUUCUGUUUGGAAGGUCUACCGACUGAGAUUCAUUGGAACAGAGGCCCUAACGGCAUGGAUCGACGCCUAUCUAUUCGGAAUUACAGCAGAGUUAGAAUCACACGACUUCCAAGGCUAUUUGAUGAACACUUCUUGUAAUAAAUAGGGUUCAGGAACGCUAAAGAUAUGCGCAUUUUUCUCAUGAUUCACAUUAGAAAA
Molecule: messenger RNA, 4000 nt
Organism: Cryptococcus deneoformans JEC21
Lineage: Eukaryota; Fungi; Basidiomycota; Tremellomycetes; Tremellales; Cryptococcaceae
Product: transketolase, putative
Exons: 11
Coding region: 328-2490 (720 amino acids)
Biological process (GO): pentose-phosphate shunt
Cellular component (GO): cytosol
Molecular function (GO): transketolase activity
Source: RefSeq, a predicted model, not a curated record